Fusarium mangiferae is the source of this 603-nucleotide messenger RNA. RefSeq lists its product as uncharacterized. Bases 1 to 603 code for a protein of 200 amino acids. The transcript is spliced from 2 exons. Lineage: Eukaryota; Fungi; Ascomycota; Sordariomycetes; Hypocreales; Nectriaceae. The record is from RefSeq and is a predicted model, not a curated record.
AUGCUCUUGCUUGGAAGUGAAGACAGCAUUCACGAGGAGUUAAAUCGCAGUGCGAGGCAGGUGAUCUUUCGAUUUGAGGAUAUGAUUCCUGCUCCAGCUAUGCCUGGUGCAUUUCGACUUCCGAGACCACUUCUGCCCGAAUCUGCCAUGAAGCUUGUCAGGUGUUUUUAUGAGGGAAAGCGAGAUGAUAUAUUCCAGUGGGCAAAGGGAAAAGGGCUUCUUCUUGACAAACUAACCAAACAUGGUCCUCAGAUCAUCCGGCUAAGACGCUGCGAGAUCUCUGUGGAUAGAAAUGAAGUCUCAUUCUCAAUUGUUUUGCCAAAUCCUCUUAAGGCUCAAACGACUGCUACUCAGACCGAGAGGGUUGCAGUCAGUAUUACAUCUUCAAUGAGUACCAACAUUCCAGCUCAUUCCCGGCGCAAUUUGGAAGUCGGUGAUGUCAUUGUUCUUGAAGAGUUAGAAAGACUUUUCGUUCCAGAUGGAGAUGACGCAGCAGGAGAGGUUCAAGAGUUAUUUUUGGUGUCGACAGUGCAUGUCGCAAACUUCAUGCCACAGGGGAGAGGAGGGUGGAACCAAGCCCUCAAUGUAGAGGAAGACAGUUAA